Molecule: messenger RNA, 2294 nt
Organism: Drosophila mauritiana
Lineage: Eukaryota; Metazoa; Arthropoda; Insecta; Diptera; Drosophilidae
Gene: Hydr2
Product: abhydrolase domain-containing protein 2
Exons: 5
Coding region: 288-1484 (398 amino acids)
Biological process (GO): steroid hormone receptor signaling pathway; medium-chain fatty acid catabolic process; acylglycerol catabolic process
Cellular component (GO): sperm flagellum; sperm plasma membrane
Molecular function (GO): monoacylglycerol lipase activity; acetylesterase activity
Source: RefSeq, a predicted model, not a curated record
GUCACACCAUAUCUGGCAGUUGAAAAAAAUCGCAGCAGGCGAAUUUUCGGAAAUUUCGAGCAGCAUUUAAAUCCGGUUCCAGUGGAAAGUGUUAACUUAUUUACGCCAGCCCAAAAACGUAGUAAACGCACAUAGAAAGGACGAACGCAACGCGGAUUGCCCUGCAAAACACGAAGAGAAGCCGCAAGGAGGUGCACCAAAUCGCAGGAUAAGUGGAGCUCGAUUGGAUGACAAGGCGGGCCACUUCCUCGGAUCCUGGCUAGAAACUCGCAGCACCCAGCGCCACCAUGUCCACCGCCUUCUUCACCGUCAUCGCCGUCAUCGUGUGCAUCCUGUUCCGCAUCCUCAAUGUCCACAGCCAGCCGCUGAAGCCGAGUGUAUGGUGCCUGGAUGCCCACUUCCUCGACUGCCUCUACAAGAUCGCGCCCGUCCUAAGGGAACCAUACGUUCCCCCGCGACUUUGGGGCUUUAGUGGCCAUGUGCAGACGGUCUUGCACAGCAUUGUUGGCCGAGUGCGAUGUCCCUGGCCACUCGGUGAACGUGUUUACAUGUCGCUGAAGGAUGGCUCCACAUUGACCUACGACUUGUACCAGCCACUCAACGAACAGGAGGAUGACAUCACGGUGGCCAUAUGCCCGGGCAUCGCCAAUAGCUCGGAAUCGGUGUACAUUCGCACCUUCGUGCACUUGGCCCAGUGCAAUGGAUACCGCUGUGCGGUGCUAAAUCACAUUGGCGCACUGCGCAGUGUCCAGGUGACCUCCACGCGCAUUUUCACCUACGGCCACACGGAGGAUUUCGCGGCCAUGGUGGAGCAUUUGCACCAGAAGUACCGCCAAAGUCGAAUUGUCGCGGUUGGUUUCAGUCUGGGCGGCAAUCUGGUCACCAAGUACAUGGGCGAGGACCAGAAGACGAAGCCAAACAAGGUCAUUGGAGGCAUAUCCAUAUGCCAAGGCUACAAUGCCGUCGAAGGCACCAAGUGGCUGCUUAACUGGCAGAACUUCCGCCGCUUUUACCUAUACAUCAUGACUGAGAACGUGAAGAGCAUUAUCCUGCGACAUCGACAUGUCCUCCUGUCCGACGAGAUCAAGGCUCGGCAUAAUCUCAACGAGCGCGAGAUCAUCGCGGCUGCCACUCUGCCCGAGUUGGAUGAGGCUUACACGCGGAGAGUGUACAACUUUCCCUCCACCCAGGAGUUGUACAAGUGGAGCUCGUCGCUGUUUUACUUCGACACGAUCAAGAAGCCAAUGAUCUUCAUCAACGCUAAGGAUGAUCCCUUGAUCCCGGAGGAUUUGCUGCAUCCCAUCAAGGAGUAUGCCACGACGCGCCAAAACACCGCCUAUGUGGAGGUGGCCCAUGGCGGUCAUCUGGGUUUCUAUGAGGGCGGCUUCCUAUACCCGAACCCAGUCACUUGGCUGGACCGCACGCUUGUGGCUAUGGUUGGGUCGUUGGUCAUGAUGCAGGAAGUGGGCAAGGUGGCCCCUUAGGCCUGGUCGCUAUUUUCACACGCACACACGACUAUUUAACGCUUCUGUGUCAAAAUUGGUUGUCGCUGUCGGAUAUGAAUCUUUAAAGGAACAUCGGAACGGAAGAGAGCCCGAAAGACCCCAUACAUAUAGUUCUAACAUAUGAUAUCGUUGUGCAGCAAUUAUAAAUUAUCAGCCGCGCAAGCAGUUAAACAUAAAUUGAUGUAUACUUUUGCAAAGUGCAUUUAAAACGGAAAUUGCAGUUUUUUGACAACGGUUUUUAUGCUUUUUAAUGACUUUUUCGAAGAGCCAAACAUACAAUGUAUCAGUUGAACUCGUACCUUAGUUAGUAAACGCGACCACAUGUAUCCAUGUACUUAUGUCUAAGCAAAUUCCUAUUUAUUAGCAUUUUCCUUUGUGAUCUAACAGGUUUUAAUUACGUAUGUUUUUAUAUGUGAAAUGUACACCACAAGCCGCACACAAUAUACGAUGUAUGACAGUAAUUAUAAAUUAUAAGUCCUCGACCGCACCACAAGCAUAUAAAAUAGCAAGAAUAUUGCCUUAGUGUAGACCUCGUUUUGUAAGUGUGAAUAUGAUUUUGACUAUUCAUUUUGUACUACGAUGCAUUUCACGGAAAUCAAAGAGAAACCAAAUGAAAGUUUGCCCAACGUCGGCUUCAUUUUUGUAUACUUUUUCUGAACUUUACCAAGUCAGAUGGAUGCGCGAUUUGUUUACCAAUGUAGUGGAGUAUGGAGGAAUAUUUAUAAAUGUAUUUGUAAACGUAUUUAUAAAUGUACAUUAAAACAAAUAAAUAACAGUUGGACAAAAAUA